CGAACCAACUCCAACAGCGCAGUACCAUGAACGCUAAGCUCAUCAUCAUCUUUGCCUUCUUGGCGGUAGCCUUCGCCGAAGAACAGGCUGCAGGCGAAACUAAAAAAGACAAACGAGGAAUCUAUGGAUUGGGAUAUGGUGGUGGUAGUUAUGGUGGUUAUAGUGGUGGUUACAGCGGUGGUUACGGCGGUGGUUACGGCGGUGGUGUGCCAGUCAGCCAAGUAUCCGUCUUAACCAGGGAAGUUCCAGUUCCAGUGCCACAUCCAGUAGCUGUUCCCGUUGAGAGACAAGUUCCUGUCCCAGUUAGGGUACCAGUAGCCGUCCCAGUCGAUCGUCCGUAUCCCGUUCACGUCCCGAAACCCUACCCAGUCCCAGUGACCAAGCACGUGCCAGUCCCAGUUGAUAGGCCAGUGCCUGUUCCAGUCAGCGUACCAGUCAAGGUCCCAGUACCAGCUCCAUAUGCUGUUCCAGUCGUGAAACAGAUUCCAGUACCGGUCGCACAACCUACAGUGGUCGUUGAGAAAUACAACAACGGAUGGCCAGGCCAUGGUAGUUACCCUUCUGGCUACUCCUCCUGGUAAACAUCAAUUCUUUUCGCGGACUCGAGGGAGCUAGCUUCGGUCAUCGAAAUAAGGAUAUCGUUGCUUAAAACCCGAGCAACUGUAGGAUUCCAUUGCUGACAGAGAAAUUCCGUGUUACGAUUCUCCUCAAGAUCGAACGAACGAAGAACUCUUGAAGCAAACCCGUGAACAUCGAUUUCACGUGUUAUUUACUUUAUCGAAAUUUUAUUUUGGAUCUCGGUGUAUCUACGAUGACACGAAGAUUGGUUCCUUUGGAUAAUGGAACGAUUAGUAAUCCAUUCCGAGUGUCCUUAAUUGUCGGAUAUGAUUCAGCGGACUUCUUCGUGAAAUGAAUAAAUGCAAUUGAGCGUCUCACUUCUGUGACGUCAGAUGUAAUUGUUCUAUCGCGAUGUAAUUAGUUCUCUUUUCCUCUGUAUAUGUAA
Bombus huntii is the source of this 1003-nucleotide messenger RNA. Its product is annotated as anti-sigma-I factor RsgI2-like. The transcript is spliced from 3 exons. The record is from RefSeq and is a predicted model, not a curated record. Lineage: Eukaryota; Metazoa; Arthropoda; Insecta; Hymenoptera; Apidae. The coding region runs from base 27 to 581 and encodes 184 amino acids.